Molecule: messenger RNA, 1179 nt
Organism: Trichoderma citrinoviride
Lineage: Eukaryota; Fungi; Ascomycota; Sordariomycetes; Hypocreales; Hypocreaceae
Exons: 2
Coding region: 1-1179 (392 amino acids)
Biological process (GO): mRNA splicing, via spliceosome
Cellular component (GO): U2-type spliceosomal complex
Molecular function (GO): RNA binding
Source: RefSeq, a predicted model, not a curated record
AUGCCUCCAAAGCGCAUGACCGCAAACCCCAUCAAACCCGCCCGCCAUCGCCCCGGCAAGCCCACCGGCGCCGACUCCUCCUCCUCCUCCUCAGACUCCGAAGCCGACGAACCCAUCGAGCCCGUCGCCGUCGCCCCUCCGCCCAAGGCCGUCAGCGCAGGCGCAGGCAAGAUCAUCAGCAACCUGAACAAGGUCGACCUCAACGCGCGCCGUAAAGAUGCGGAAGCCGCCGAGGCGCGUCGCAUCGCCGCGGAGAGGGCGGAGCGGUUAGCCGCCGAACAAGGCUUCGUCACCGAGGAAGAAGAAGAAGAAUCAGAAGAAGAGAGCGGCUCAGAAGAGGAAAGCAGCGAAGAAGAAGAAGAAGAGGAAGAAUCAGAAGAAGAAGCGCCCAGGAGGUUAAUGAUGCGACCAAAAUUCAUACCCAAAAGCCAACGCUCCGGCGCCGGCGCAGGCGCAGGGGGAAACAAAGACCCAGAAGCCGAAGCCGAAGCCGCCCGCCAAGCCGAGGAAGAGGCCCGCAGGCGCGCCGCCGACGAGCUCGUCGAGGAGCAGAUCAAAAAGGACCUCGCCGCGCGCGCCGCCGGCAAGAAGCACUGGGACGACGAGGACGACUCGGGCUCGGACGUGGACACCACGGACGGGCUGGACCCCGCGGCGGAGGAGGCGGCGUGGCGCGUGCGCGAGCUCAAGCGCCUGCGGCGCGCGCGCCAGGCCAUCGAGGAGCGCGAGCGGGAGCUCGCCGAGGUGGAGCGCCGCCGCAACCUGACCGAGGAGGAGCGCGCCGCCGAGGACGAGGCCUUCCUCGCCCGCCAGCGCGAGGAGAAGGAGGGCAAGGGGAAGAUGGCCUACAUGCAAAAGUACUACCACCGCGGCGCCUUCUUCCAGGAGGAGACGGCCGCCGCGGGGCUCUUGCAGCGCGACAUCAUGGGGUCGCGCAUCCAGGACGACGUGCGCAACCGCGAGGCCUUGCCCGAGUACCUGCAGAGGCGGGACAUGACCAAGCUGGGCAAGAAGGGCGCGACCAAGUACAAGGACAUGCGGACCGAGGAUACGGGGCGAUGGGGCGCGUUUGACGGCGACAGGAGGAGUAGGGGAGGAGAGCGCCGAAAGAGGAGCACGUCUCGCGAAAGGGAUCGGUAUGAUGGCGAUAAGAGACGCAAGAUUGAUAGCCGGGAGUGA